AUCAUCAGCCCGAAGGGUGUGCGCAAUAUGAUCACACAUUGCUUUGUCAGUCAAGACGUUUCGCAUUGAUGAGCUUGAGAUAAGACGAUCUGAAUUGGAUAAACGUUGGAAGAUGAAAAGAAACCAGUGUUUAAACAGCACAAACGAUAUGACCGUUGCAUCUCUCACCAAACUCAUCUGCUAAACUUAAUUGUUAGCCAUCUGAAAGUCAUUUUUGCAACAAAAAACAACAUGGUGGACAACCGUUACGCCACAGCGCUGGUGAUCGGCUCUGUGUUGAGCCUGCUUGCCACUGUCUAUCUGUCUGUUGCAAUGGGCACUCAGCACUGGUUCCAGUACCACAGCCAGCCGGCCAGCAACGACAUCAACAACGGCUCAGACCUCCAGAACCUCCGGCUGGACUUUGAGGGGGAAGAUGUGGAUGAGAUGAGCUACAGUAAAGCUCUGUUCCAGUUGAACGGCACGCUGGGUCUGUGGUGGCGUUGCAUUCGGGUGCAUCAAGACUCGCAUUGGUUUAAAGCACCUGAUCCAGUGAUGGUGACUAAAUGUCAGGCCUUUACUUUGCAGCAGCAGUGGGAAUCUAAGUAUAAAUCACCUGGAAAUAUCAACACCGGAGAAGAUCUGCUGCGUACAUACCUGUGGAAGUGUCAGUUCCUGCUGCCGCUGAUCUCCGUGGGUUUGGUGUUUCUCGCGGCAUUAAUCGGAGUGUGUGCCUGUCUGUGUCGCAGUAUUACUCCAACACUGUUCGUAGGGCUGCUGCAUCUGAUGGCUGGCCUGUGUUCCCUGGGGACCGUUUGCUGUUUCCUCACGGGACUGCAUUUGCUUCAUGAUAUAUCAGAGCUGCCCGAAGGAAUGGACUAUUCUCCAGGCUGGUCCUUGUUUUUGGCGCUGGUGUCGUCUCCGCUUCAGGUCAUGGCGGCUGCGCUUUUCAUAUGGGCUGCGAGGAGCCACCGCCAACACUACACUCGAAUGACAGCCUACAGAGUCGCCUGAACAACCAAGGACUGACUAUAAAGUUGGUGAAGUGGUUCAAGGAACGCGCACAGCCUAUUCACAGCUGCUUUUGCCACUAACAAAGCUGUGAUGAAGUAAUGAAGGAUACCAUCAGCCCAAAAUUAGUAAGCUAAACUAGCGCCGUCCACCUAUAGCACUCCUGUGAAAUACUUGCAUCACUUGAAGGAUCUUCCUGCUAUAUUACUGCCUUUUUAACCACUUAUUUUAGCCUUUGUGGUAACAUUUUACUUGAAGGGGUGUUCAUAAGACAUAAUAUAUUUAAAGGGGGAAAUUAAGCACUCAGUUAAGUUUACAUUAUUUUGUAUAUUGGAUUCCACUUGAAAAUAUAAUAAACAAACAAUUAAUGUAACCAUUUAGCAGUAAACGGCAUGUUUUACUAUAGAUUUUAGAUCUAGGAUGCUACCAUCUUGGAAUGUCGCUGUGUCUGACAUCACAGGGUUGGUUCUGUUCCCUCAGGUGAACGGAUACUGUGAAAGUAAUGGACUGAAAACAAAAACUGAAACAGCCUAAUUUAACCCAAUGUGUGCAGUUGUGGACGUGGAGCUGGUGUAAAUACAAGCAUCAGAUGUGUGUCUAAUAUAAAAAUACAUUUUCUAUUUUUCUUUUUGCCUCUUUUAGUUACUGACUAUUUGGUUCACUAUCUGUAUUACGCUGCCUGACUACCUGUCUGGGUUUCAAGCAUGGCAGUAACGGACUGAACACAGAGACUGGACAGCCUGAUUUAACCAUGAAGUUGUGGAUGUGCAUCGCUGGUGCAAAUACAAGCAUUUAAGUGUCUUAAGU
Messenger RNA from Danio rerio (zebrafish), 1797 nucleotides. It is a transcript of the gene cldnd1b, whose product is annotated as claudin domain containing 1b. Gene Ontology annotation, cellular component: membrane. The record is from RefSeq and is marked provisional. Lineage: Eukaryota; Metazoa; Chordata; Actinopteri; Cypriniformes; Danionidae.